GGCGUGUCCCGGCGGCGAUGGCGUCGCUCUUCGGCGGCGUGGAGGGCGGGGGCACCCACUCCAGGGUGGUGCUGGUCUCCGGAGAUGGCCGGAUCCUGGCCGAGACGGAGGGUCCCUGCACGAACCACUGGCUCAUCGGCUCCGAGAAGUGCGUGGAGAGGAUCGAGCGGAUGGUCAGCGAGGCCAAAAGCAAAGCGGGGGUCGACCCCCACGUCCCCCUCUGCUCGCUGGGGCUGUCCCUGAGCGGGGGCGAGCAGAAGGACGCGGCGGGCACGCUGACGGAGGAGCUGCACCGGCGCUUCCCCCGCCUGAGCCGGCAUUACCACGUCACCACGGACGCCGUCGGGGCCAUGGCUACGGCCACUGACCGUGGCGGCAUCGUCCUGAUUUCGGGUACCGGCUCCAACUGCAAACUCAUCAACCCCGACGGGUCGGAGACGGGCUGCGGCGGCUGGGGACACAUGAUGGGUGACGAAGGCUCCGCGUACUGGAUCGCUCAUCAGGCCGUGAAGAUGGUGUUCGACUGCAUGGACAACCUGGAGGUGCCACCCCACGACGUCGGCUACGUCAAGCUGGCCAUGUUCGACUACUUCCAGAUCUCCGACAGGAUGGGCCUCCUGACGCAUCUCUACCGCACCUUCGAGAAGUCCAAGUUUGCGGGGUUUUGCCAGAAACUAGCGGAGGGCGCCCAGGCUGGUGACCCGCUCUGCUGCCACAUCUUCAACAAAGCCGGCGAGGUCCUGGCUCGCCACGUCGUCGCCGUGCUGCCCAAAAUCGACAGGAGCCUGUUCCUGGGGGAGCUGGGGCUGCCCAUCGUCUGCGUGGGCUCCGUCUGGAAUAGCUGGGAGAGGAUGCAGGCGGGGUUCAUCCAGGUGCUGGCGCGGGCGCGGGAGGAGGCCCCCGGCCGCCCCUUCUCCCGGUUCAGCCUCCUGAAGCUGAAGCGCUCCUCGGCGCUGGGGGGGGCCCGCCUGGGCGCCCGCAGCGUCGGCCAAACUCUGCCCUUGGACUACGCCGGCAACGUGGACGUCUUCUACACCCACGUCUUCUAGCCACGGCCCCCCCCCACCCGUGCUCCCCGCUCCCCGGGGGUGGGGGGACCCUCCGUGCGUGGCAGCGGGGCUGCCGGCAGAGGAGGAUUUUUUUUUUUUUU
Messenger RNA from Tyto alba (common barn owl), 1150 nucleotides. Its product is annotated as N-acetyl-D-glucosamine kinase. NCBI's taxonomy places the organism in Eukaryota, Metazoa, Chordata, Aves, Strigiformes, Tytonidae. Bases 18 to 1049 code for a protein of 343 amino acids. The record is from RefSeq and is a predicted model, not a curated record. The transcript has 10 exons. Gene Ontology annotation, molecular function: N-acetylglucosamine kinase activity.